Serpula lacrymans var. lacrymans S7.9 is the source of this 1759-nucleotide messenger RNA. RefSeq lists its product as uncharacterized. The record is from RefSeq and is a predicted model, not a curated record. NCBI's taxonomy places the organism in Eukaryota, Fungi, Basidiomycota, Agaricomycetes, Boletales, Serpulaceae. Gene Ontology annotation, biological process: magnesium ion homeostasis. Gene Ontology annotation, cellular component: intracellular membrane-bounded organelle. The coding region runs from base 139 to 1440 and encodes 433 amino acids. The transcript has 16 exons.
GUUUGUACUUAUACGUCCCUGUAAUUUUCCCUCAUACAGCCGAGGCUAACGGAUUUCUCUAUCAGAUACUUAUAAGAAAGCUAAAGCUAAUAACCUUUCCCUAUUUCCCCACACCCUUCCUGAAAAUCAAUUACUACUAUGAGACCCUCAGGCUUUGGCCUGGCCUUGUUUCUCCGCUCAGUAUACGCCUCUCCUUUCAGGGCAUGGAUCCACAAGCCAAAUGUUACUCUCGAAGAGCCAAUUGGCUCUCCAGCAUUCUGGGAGAAGAUGGUCAUUAGCGCUCUUCUCGUGCUUGCCGGUGGUGUCUUUGCUGGAUUGACUUUAGGUCUCAUGGGACUUGAUGAACUUCAUCUCCGUGUACUGGCGACCUCCUCAGAAGACUUGACAGAAAAAAAGAAUGCACAGAAAGUAUUACAUCUCAUGCAGAAAGGUCGUCACUGGGUAUUAGUAGUGCUCCUAUUAGGCAACGUUGUUGUCAACGAAAGUUUACCAAUAUUCCUGGACGGCGCCCUUGGUGGCGGAAUAGCGGCUGUAGUUAUCUCUACCACAGCAAUUGUAAUCUUUGGGUAUGUGAUCAUUCCGCAAGCCGUCAGCGUGAGAUAUGGCCUGGCGAUAGGUUCACGGUGUGCGCCUUUGGUGCUCGCGUUGAUGUACUUGUUCGCACCUAUUGCUUGGCCUAUUGCAAAACUUCUUGACUAUGUCCUCGGAGUGAAUGAGGCUCACACGUACAAGAAAGCCGAACUCAAGUCAUUCCUUCAAUUCCAUCGUCACGGCGAAGAACCUCUUCGAGAUGAUGAAAUCAGUAUCCUCAAUGGAGUUCUUGAGCUGAAUACAAAGAACGUUGAAACAAUCAUGACUCCUAUCAAAGAUGUAGUGACCCUUAGUUCGGAUACCAUAUUAGAUCACGAGACUGUGGAUGCUAUUUUGACAAGUGGGUACUCACGUUUCCCUGUUCACGAGCCCGGAAACCCCCUGGCUUUCGUCGGACUCCUUCUCAUCAAAAAGCUUUUGGUGUAUGACCCAGCGAAAGCACUACCUGUAUCCCAUUUUGCAUUUUCUAUCUUGCCCGAGGCGCACCCGUCUAUUAACUGUUUCCAAGCACUGGAUUACUUCCAAACUGGCCGAGCACAUUUGUUACUCAUAAGUCGUACGCCAGGGCGGGCUGGCGGAGCCAUCGGUGUAAUUACCCUUGAAGAUAUCAUUGAGGAAAUCAUUUCCGAAGAAAUAGUGGACGAGACAGAUCGUUAUGAGGACAACCAAAGCAAGAGGCGGGCCAAGCGCUUGACCACUGCGGCCGUCAUGCGAGGAAUUGUUGAGCGCGAACGGAAUACCCGGGCUCCGUCCCUAGAACGAACACCUUUGCUGUCAAAUAGCCCUCUGCCUGAAUUCAAUGUCAAGCAGUAUGGUGCGACGGUCCUCAGCCAGUCCCCAAAAAUGUGAAAGAAGGGCUCGGCUUGUAGGUAAGCUAUAGAAGAAACCAAAAAAAAUUAUGCAGGGUUCCUCACGGGUUUUUCAUGGGUGUUUUCUUUAUGGUCUUCUGGGUUUUGUGCAAACAACAGUUUAUCCGCAUUGUGUCUUGCCUGUCACCCACGCUCGAUGCUAAUACAUAUUGCUGGUUUCUUUAACCUUGUACACUGUUUUCCUACACCACGUAAAUCUUUGCAGUAAUACGUCGUCUAUCCUUCUAGCUGUCUCCCGAUUUAUCCAAUUCUCGAAGUCGUGUCUUCAUUGUAGACGAUACAGCGAUUAGCAUUUUAUG